Rhododendron vialii is the source of this 7355-nucleotide messenger RNA. Its product is annotated as separase. NCBI's taxonomy places the organism in Eukaryota, Viridiplantae, Streptophyta, Magnoliopsida, Ericales, Ericaceae. Gene Ontology annotation, biological process: proteolysis; meiotic chromosome separation. Bases 63 to 6761 code for a protein of 2232 amino acids. Gene Ontology annotation, molecular function: cysteine-type endopeptidase activity. The record is from RefSeq and is a predicted model, not a curated record. Gene Ontology annotation, cellular component: mitotic spindle; centrosome; cytoplasm. The transcript is spliced from 27 exons.
UGGCGCCCAUUUGUACACUUCGCUCCUCUCUCUCUCUCUCUCCCCCCGCCACUGCCGCACCCAUGGACUCCGACCCCGGCUCCUCCCUCCUCACCAAACUCCAAUCCCCCGAGCUCCACCACAUCCACCAUCUCUUCUCCGAUUACCUCCACCCCUUCACCGACCUAACUCCAAACCCCAAAAAGUCCAAAAAACCCUCCAACCUCGACCACACCACCUCCGUUCGCUCCCUCGCCAAAAGAUUCCUCCCUUUCCUCAACCGCUCCCUCUCACUGAUCCACAAACGCCUCUCCGAAACCCCCAAAAUCGACGAAAAACUCGCCCUCCAAUUGUUCAGCACGUAUAAACUAUGUUUGGACUGCCUGGACUGCGUUUCUUCGCAGUUGGAGUGCAAACCCUACGCCGUCUGUAUCCAGAGGGUUCGGCUGAUGCACUGCUUAGAGGCGUGGGGCCGGCACGGCGAGGCCCAGAGCGAGGGUUUUUUUGUGCUGGAGAGGCUGAGGGGGAUUGAGAUUGGCGGUGGUAACGGGCCGAAGAAGACGGCGAAGAAGAAGUGCCGGUACGUUCCGGUUUUGGGGGAAGAGAGCGGCGUGGAUCGUGAUUUCGCUGUGUUGGUUGUGGAGAUUGUGGUGACGCUCGUGAAUUGUGUUUACGUUAGCCAGAGUAAGCAGGAAGGAGAGUAUCGGAGAGUAAUUGUUUUGGUGGACGAGGCGGCACCGUGGUUUAGGGUCUUAGAUGCAAGUGCAUAUGACAAGUUGCACAGGGUGCUUGUGACAUAUCUGAAUAGAUGCACUUUGUUUUUGGUUGGAGAGCUAAUGACUUUCAACAAUGAUCUGGUGCGGGAGUUCUGCUCAGCAACAUUUGCUGAGUAUUCCAAGUCAGCCGUGAAAGAUCAGCUGCAGAAGUUAACUCGCAGGAUAUGCUCUUCCUUGUUCUCAGUACAAGGCAACCACUUGUCAUCCAUCAUUGAUAUAUUGACAUGCGUUUUGGACUUUUUGGCCAGUGAAUGUAAGGUUGAAAUGAAAAACACGAUAAUGGAAUUCAUUGAGCUUGUGGAUUAUUGUGCUAAUAAAUGUCGAACUGCGACAAGAACUUUGUGCAGUCCACUCGCAACAUAUGUAACUAAACUAGCAGGUGAAUUCAGUCAGGUUUUGCCUCCUUUGGAUAUGCUUCUGAGGCUUUUUGGUACUGGGUUGUUUGUAAGUGACUGCAAUGACCAGUCAAGACAGGACAGCAGCAUAACCACCAGAAGCAUGAAGGAUGGAUCUGGGAUUGCAUUAUUGCUUGAUAAGGAAGAUCUGCUCCAUGAUUUGUCAGCUUUGAUUGGAAAAUUGAAAUGUUACUUUCCUGCUACCAGCAAAGCCAUUAGUUUGCCCAUUAGUGCAGAAUUACAGUAUACUGUAGGUUCUGUAUGCCAAAUAGAUUCCCACAUAAAACCAAAUUAUUACACCUCUAGAGUCUGCAAAGUGGAGAAUGGGAAGCGGUAUCUUCUGUCCUACUGUAAUGCACUGAAAUUCUUAUGCCAGCCAAUUGCUGAUUUUGUAAAUUCAGCAAAGAAAGAGAUAGUUGUUGAGACUGAAGGUGCUUCCUUUCCCACCAAGCUAAGCCUUAUCCAGGAUGCACUCCAUCAAUUUAUUGAUGUGUAUAAUUUUUGCCACAGUGCAUGUGAACGGGAGAGCAAUGAUUUUGAUGAUUACGAGAAUACAAUAGUCAGUGUAGCUGUGGCUGCCUUGACUCUCUCCUUCAGGACUAAACUUUACCUCAAGGAGAGUAUCAGUUUCGUUAAGCAAGUUAUUUCAGUUGACUGGAUUCAAGCUAAUGAUUUAAAAUACAUAUUUGCCGCUCUUUACAAUGUUGGUAUUGCUCUGUACAGGAAUAAGCAAGUGAAAGAGGCUUCGGUGGCAGUGAAAUUAUGUUGUAGGGCAUCGUGGACUUGUGUUUCAUUUCUUUGCAAGUCUUUUGCAAACAAAUCGAAUAGGUUUCACACUGAUGUGUCAGAAGAUUCUGUCACGAUUUCUGUCAGUGAAGCAUGUGCCAAAAGUGCAUUUCUUCUUGAUUUACUUUAUCAAUGUAACAGUCAUGAUAAGCUGAGUAAAACAAUGAGUUACUGUCUUGAAAACUGGUCUGCUGCUGAAAAUCUAUUCAAUAAGCUGCCAAGUCCAGUAGCUUUGGUGAAGCAGUGGGUAAAGAUAGAAUGUAAACUUUGUAAGGAACCGAAUACAGAGCACAUUGCUACAACCUUGUAUUCUUUGAUGUCAUCUUCUGAAAGGGUGUCAGUAAGGUCACUUGGCAUAAUUUUAGAGCAGGAGCUGUUAGCAUAUCAUGACAUGAGUCCUCUGUACCCAAGGUUAAGUCAGAAGAUGCAAAUGGAUAUCAUAGAUGCCCUCGUAGAAAAGGUGUAUGUUACAGAUGAUAACUGUUUGCAGAAAUUUAAAUUUCUUAUUGCAAAAGGACGAGUAUUAAGGGCCUCUGGAAUUGAAGGUCUGAAGGGAUGUAUUCAGUGUUUAUCAGAUGUCAUAUCCAUGAUGAAUGUCAUGAAUGGCGGAGAAGUUCGACAGAGUGUAACAAUUUGUCAUCAGUUAGCUGUGGCAUAUUCCUUGCGUGCACUGUGUAUCCAGGAGGCCGAACCAAACUCCAAGCAACCUUUUGAAGAUAUUCAAGCUGCACUUAAUCUAUGGUUGAGGCCUGAUUGCUGCCUCGUGGACAACCAGUGUGAUAUUGCUUUUGAAAAUAUGCUGAUUUUGUUGUAUCAUGUAAUUGAUAUCUUAUCUAUGAAGGGCUUUACAGAAUUUCACGACCACCUGUAUGAGUUGUUGAUCAGAUUGUUUAAAAGGAAGAAUGUUCCACUGGAGAAGUGUUUGGCCUUGUUGUGGCAGUACAGAAGGCUUGGCCAUGCCCUUUGUGCUUCACCUGUGAGUGAGGGAUUCAUUACAACUUUUUCAAAGCAUUGUGGCGAAAUUUCCAAAUCUAUAAAUUUCUGGAAAAGUAGCAUGAGUGGAUCAUUGCCACUGGAAGUGGGGUUUCAGCAGAGCUUCUCCUUCAUUUUAAGUAACUUCUCCCAUGGCUCUUGUAACACUGAAUAUCCUUUCCGACCCGAACUCAAAGUUGAUGAAGUUAAGAAGGCUGCUUUGGAUCUCACUUCAAAGGUUCCUCUUUGCACCAGUUCCAUUUUUCUUGCCGCGCAUCUCUAUCAUGAUUUAUGUGGAAGAAUGGUUUUGACCGGAAGAAUAAUUGAGGCUCUUUCAUAUGCAAAAGAAGCACAUCAUUUACGCAGUAAACUCUUGAAAGAGAAAUUUAGAUACUCUGUGGAGCAGCAGACUGAAAUUUAUGAUGAAAAUGGGGCAAUUAUUCAGAAGCGUUGUUACUGUCUCAGUAGUUUUCAUAUGUAUAGUACAGUAGCUACAUCGGUUUGGGAUCCGGAUAAUAUUUCAUCCGAAAUGGAAGGCUGCCUUCUUACUCCAUGGAAUGUACUUCAGUGUUAUCUAGAAAGCAUUCUACAGGUUGGCAUCAUAUAUGAGUUAAUUGGUGAUGGAUCUGAGGCUGAAACUCUUUUACUGUGGGGGAAAAGCAUAUCCAGCUUUCAAGACUUGCCUCUUUUCAAAGUUGCAUUUUCCUCUGUCUUAGGAAUUCUGUACCGCAAGCAACAGCUAUGGGAUUUGGCAGAAAAGGAACUUCACAGUGCAAAGCAAAUAUUAGCAGAUUGCUGUGGUACCAUUUCGUGCAUCAAAUGCAGAUGGCUCUUUGAAGUUACUAUUGACCUGCACUUGGGAGAUUUAGUCAGAAGUCGCCAUGAUAAAUAUACAAUAGAAAAGCGUUCUGUAGAUGCAGAAACUCUUUACAAAUCAGCUCUGGACAAGCUUAAUCUUCCUGAGUGGAAAAAUUCAGUGAGUAGUCCUGAGGAUAUUGGCUUCGAGAACAUAACUGUUUGUGAUGCUGUUGGAAUGAAUCAUUCUCAUGUUAAUGAGUUCCCCUCCAAAGUUGAUGAAGCAGAAAUGAGAAUUGAAGCCAAAAAGACCAGAAAGACUAAGAAAGCAUUAAACCAACUGCAGGGACAAUGUUCGGUGGCAGAGCAAAAUUCAAGGAUGACUCGGUCCAGAUGUCGUUCCCAGAAAACUAAUGAUAACAUUCCCUGUGACGUACAGGUAGGGCGUGCUAAGUAUUCAAAUAAUGGGCACUGUUUUGCUCUCCCUGAUGCCCUUAGUCAGGGAGGCCCACUCUCAAAAAUUGAAAGUCCUGCUGCGGACUCUGGAUGUGAAGUUGCAUGCGUUUGCAACAAAAUGAAGUGUUGGUAUUGUCUUCCUAUUAAAGUUAUGGAAUCUGGCUGUAUAAAUGAUUUUGUGCACAUGAAAUGGGAGUUUGCCCGGAGGCGUCUUUUACUGAAACUCCUCACAGGCAUAGGAAAAUGUUUAGGUAUUCGUGGUGAAACUCAUGAAGCACGUGAAUGGUUUUUGCAAAGCAUAUCUGUGCUGGUCAGCAGGAAUCUCUUUUCUGCGAAUUCUCGUGUUCCUCCCACUACCUUGCUUGACAUGAUUGGGGAGGAAAUCCCAGGAGACCCUUUAGCAGUUGAACGUGCAACAGUACUUUACAACCUUUGUUGGUUUACAUUAAAGAGUUAUCCCUGCAAGGAUACCAGGAUCAAUUCUUGCACUGUUACCUGCAUCCAGAUACCAAGAAUCAUAUCUUGGAUGAUGCUAGCCUUCGUUCUUUGUCGUGAAAUUCCUGUUCUUGUCCAAAAGGUAUCGAGAUUGCUUGCUGCCAUUUUUGUACUUUCUUCCUCAACUGAAAUUUUUUCAUCGUACAUCUCUCCUUGCAAAGCACUCUCUGAAAGCCAUUGGGCUUCCUAUUUUCAUCAAACUUCACUUGGUACACUCUCUGAAAGCCAUUGGGCUUCCUAUUUUCAUCAAGCUUCACUUGGUACACAUCUUAACCUCAAGCUAUUAUCUACUCUGACUGGGAAGCAAAAAGUCCAAGAUCCUAUCAAUGUUGAGGGGUUUUGCCUUCCUGGUUCGAGUUCUAUUGCUUCAGAAACACUCAACUUACUCAGGCUUGCACCUGAAUCGUUCCAAGAUCUUGAAAAAUAUGUACUAAGAUUUUUCCGAAAUCUUCCUUGUACAACAAUUGUCGGUCUUAGUCUGCUUGGAGGUGCUUUUGCCAGUUUAUUGUCAGAACUGCUAGGAUAUCCUUCUCAAGCUCCUGCAUGGAUCCUAUUAUCUCGUUUGCAUUCAGAUUGUCAACCUGUUGUUUUACUUCUUCCGGUGGAUUCUAUUUUAGAAGAAGCUACUGAUGACUACAUAAGGUCUGGCUCUGGGAUCCUUUUUGAAGACAAAUCUUUUGCGAAACGCUGGCACUGUCCUUGGGGUUCCAAUGUGGUUGAUGAUUUAGCCCCAGAGUUUAAAAGGAUAUUGGAGGAGAAUUUCUCAUCAUCUUCAAUGCAUCACUUAGAAGAUACAAAAGAUAACAGGUCAUUAUGGUGGGCGCAGAGAAAUAGUCUUGAUAAGCGCCUUAGCAAAUUUUUGAGUGAUUUAGAAGAUUUGUGGUUUGGUCCUUGGAAAUUUUUGCUUUUGGGGGAGUUCUCUAGAAGCAAGCAGCAGGAGUCAGUGCUACGGAAACUUGUGCAUAAUCUGAAGGUCAAAUGUAACGUGGAUGCACAAGAGGGUCUGGUUAAAGUUAUUCUAGGAGGUGCCAAGCAUGCACGUGAGCGUGAAGAAUUUAUUUUGCAGCUAAUACUUGGCAAGGGGUGUUUCACUGGAUACUCUAAUCAAGAGAGGUGCAGUGCAUCGUCUGAUGCAUGUCAUGAGGACAAAAGUCUGUCCAAGAGGGUCUUCAAACUAACACUUGAAGCAUCCCAUGAAGUUGAUGAGGGAGAGUGUCUAAACAGGGAACCAGUAAUUCUAGUGCUAGAUUUUGAUGUGCAGAUGCUUCCAUGGGAGAAUUUACCAGUUGUGAGGAGCCAGGAGGUUUACCGCAUGCCUUCUAUUGGCAGCAUCUUUGCCACGCUUGAUAGGUGCCGUCAAUUCCAGGAGCAUGAUGUGAAGAAUGCUGGUAUCUUCCCAUUUAUAGAUCCCCUGGAUGGGUUUUAUUUGUUGAAUCCCAGUGGUGAUCUCAGCGGCACACAGGAUACAUUUGAAGAUUUUUUUAGAGAGAAAAACUUGGAGGGGAAGGCAGGAACCGCACCCACAAUUGAAGAGUUAGCUCUUGCCUUGAGAAGCCAUGACCUAUUUAUUUAUUUUGGUCAUGGAAGUGGGAUGCAGUUUAUUCCAGAGCAAGAAAUUCAGAAGCUUCAAAAUUGUGCUGCUACCCUCCUGAUGGGUUGCAGCAGUGGAUCUCUAUCUCUAAAUGGUAGUUACACUCCACAAGGUGCUCCUCUCUGCUAUCUCUUAGCAGGUUCUCCCGUCAUAGUUGCGAAUUUGUGGGAAGUGACGGACAAGGACAUCGAUCGAUUUGCCAAGGCCGUGUUUGAUUUUUGCCUAGAAGAAAGAAUAACUGAUUCCAUACGUUGUGUUCAAUGCAAUUUAGUUGCAGAAAAGUUCAACUCAAUGCAGAUAACUGGAACCAAGGGAAAUGCUAAGAAGAAAACCUCGAGAAAAAUUGAGCUGGAAAAUUUUGACUCAAGCAUCCAUAAUGACCGUUGUAACCACAGACCAAAGAUUGGUUCUUUCAUGGGUCAAGCUCGAGAAGCUUGCAAGCUCCCUUUUUUGAUAGGGGCUUCACCGGUAUGUUAUGGUGUUCCAACAGGUAUUCAUAAAAAGAAAGAUUUGUAGCAUUACAGGCAUUUCUCAUGCCGCCUCAAUUUGUUUGGAGAAGAAUCUUCACGCCUUUUGCCUUCUCUGCCCAGUAGCAGUAAGAAAAUACAAGAUAUCAUAGCACUGGCCUACCAUAAGUAGCAAAACUACUCAUCUCUUGAGCCAGAGGCUAAUGAAUGGAGGCGAGGGAGCAACUGGACAAAAUUGCAUUCUUUAACUACUAGAGCCGCCUCAAUUUGGCGCGACAAGAAUCUUCAUGCCUUUUGCCUACUCUGCCAGCAAAAUUGCAUUCUGUUACCUACUAGAGACUGUCAACAUAUGCAGCUUACCCUCCUGAUUCCUAACAGUGAAAUUGAUUGAUACUCCUUUUUCCUCUCCGAAUUUCUGCAGUAGAAGGUAGCAGGCAACAAUGCUCUGUAGCCUAAGUUAUGACAAGUGGUUUUGUAUGUUGUACGUAAUGAAACAUGGAUUGUGGAAUCUUCUAGUUCAGAGGACUAGCUUGUCCACAAAUCAUAGCGCACGUAUUCAUUGUAGUUUGUUGUAUUGCCACUUGUUUUAUCUUCCUCACAAAAGUAUACAAAUGAUACGUUAGAACCAUCUAUUCUCCUGGAA